This is a messenger RNA of Osmerus eperlanus (European smelt), 3675 nucleotides long. RefSeq names its product CCR4-NOT transcription complex, subunit 3a (gene cnot3a). Gene Ontology annotation, cellular component: CCR4-NOT core complex; nucleus; P-body. Lineage: Eukaryota; Metazoa; Chordata; Actinopteri; Osmeriformes; Osmeridae. The record is from RefSeq and is a predicted model, not a curated record. Gene Ontology annotation, biological process: regulation of stem cell population maintenance; regulation of DNA-templated transcription; nuclear-transcribed mRNA poly(A) tail shortening. The coding region runs from base 176 to 2992 and encodes 938 amino acids. The transcript has 19 exons.
UUUGGGGGUGGGAUUUAGCUGCCGUCCAUCUUUAGAGUACAGUCAGAUUGGCGAAAAGAAAACAAAAAAUUGGAAGUAAAGAAGACUUUGGGGAAUUUGUUCUGAUUGUAUUUGAAAAAGACAAACGAAAAGCCCUAACCCUAGACGGAAUGAGGACAUCGUCGUAGUUAAAGCCAUGGCUGACAAGAGAAAACUUCAAGGUGAAAUCGACAGAUGUUUGAAAAAGGUAGCAGAAGGUGUAGAACAAUUUGAGGAUAUUUGGCAAAAGCUCCACAAUGCAGCCAAUGCAAAUCAGAAGGAAAAAUACGAGGCAGACCUAAAAAAAGAAAUAAAAAAAUUACAACGAUUGAGGGAUCAGAUUAAGACAUGGGUGGCCUCAAACGAGAUCAAAGACAAAAGACAACUAGUGGAGAAUCGCAAACUCAUUGAAACGCAAAUGGAGCGAUUUAAGGUGGUGGAAAGGGAGACGAAAACAAAAGCCUACUCGAAAGAAGGCCUGGGGCUGGCUCAGAAGGUGGACCCUGCCCAGAGGGAGAAGGAGGAGACAGGAACAUGGCUCACGAACACGAUAGACACUCUAAACAUGCAGGUGGACCAGUUUGAGAGUGAGGUGGAGAGCCUGUCGGUACAAACAAGAAAAAAGAAAGGAGACAAAGAGAAACAGGAUCGCAUUGAGGAGCUCAAGCGCUUGAUCGAAAGGCACAGGUACCACAUCCGCAUGCUGGAGACCAUCCUACGCAUGCUGGACAACGACUCUGUCCAGGUGGACUCCAUCCAGAAGAUCAAGGACGACGUGGAGUACUACAUCGACUCUUCCCAAGACCCGGACUUUGAGGAGAACGAAUUCCUGUACGAUGACCUGGACCUGGAUGAUAUACCUCUAGUGGCCACGUCUCCGUCGGGCCAGGGCACCAUAGAGGACGAGAUGUUCCUCCACUCCGGCAGCACUCCCACCUCCACCACCUCCUCCUCCCCCAUCCCUCCCUCUCCAGCCACCUGCACAGCCGAGAACUCGGAGGACGAUAAAAAGCGGGGGAGGUCGACAGACAGCGAAGUCUGUCAGUCUCCUGUGAAGAACGGCACCCCCUCCUUGUUAUCAUCCUUCUCCUCGUCGGGCACCUCCGGUUCCUCCUCUUCCUCCUCUUCUCUGGUGUCCAUGGCUACUGUUGUCGGGGGGAUUCCCGUGGUUUCCAUGGGCAACAGUCUAAUAGGGAGCUUCAGCAGCGCUGUGCAACAACAUCAGCACCAACCUCCACCGCAACUUCCGCCCCAACAGCCAAGCCAACCACAACUACCACCGCCACCUCAAACGAAACCCUCUCUCCCCCCCAACACCACCCCCAGCCCCCCCAGCCACCCUCUGCUCUCCGCCUCCACUGCCCCCUCUCUUCCCACACCCAGCAUACCAAUUUCAGCCGCUCCAAACCCCCAAUUGCUGGCCUCCUCUGGGCCUAGCCCCGCCUCCAGCCUGGGGCUAGGGUUGGGACUGGGUCUGAGUAAAGGUGGCAUGACGGGGACCAGCAGCGCCAACCAAAUGUCUGGUCUGGGCCUGAGCGGCAUGUCUCCCCUCAGCACGAUGGCAGGGCUCCUGUCUGGCUCCACGCCCACCCCCUACGCCCAGGCUGCUGUGGGAGGCCUGGGUCUGAGCAGCAGCCAGUCCAGCGUGUCCGUGGAGAGCAGCAUCUCCGGCUCCAGUGGAGUCACCACCAACGGGGCUGGUGCCGGGCUCGGGCUCCUGGGCUCCAGCCCCGCCCACAGCACUCUGACCGGGGGCAUCCUGGGGCUGGUGUCUGGGCAGAAUGUUGCCCCUGGGCCCCCUCAGAUGCCCCCCAGCCCUGUCAGUGUGGUGCCAGGAGGGGUGGUGGGCAUGAUGGGAGGUAACGGAGGAAGUGUCGGGGCAAUCGGGGGAGGAGUCGGGACGAACGCAGCCCCCGCCAGACCACCCAGUGGCCUGAAGCAGAACGGAAGCACAAGUUACAGUGCUGUAGUGGCGGAAAACACAGCAGAAUCGGGCCUAAGCACGCCCAGCCAAUCACAGAGCAGCCAGCCCUCAUCCCUAACCUCCUCUGCCAGUCAGCCAAUGGACAACGGCCCCAGCCUGAUCAGUUCCAUCACCCUGCCCCCCAGCUCCCCGUCCCCCUCGUUUUCAGACGGCAACCCUGGAGGAUCCAGCCUGCUCAACGGGCCCCACUCCUACACGCAGGCGUCUGAAGGUCUCAAGCUUCCCACAGACCUCCGUCAGAUACUGAUGGAGUCCAGGGGGACGGUGCAGGCCGCUGAGCUGCCAGGGACCAUGGGUACAGCCACUAACACACGAAAGAGAAAGCAGUGUCAGGCUCCGGAGCCUCUGAGCUCUCUGAAAGCCAUGGCCGAGAGAGCUGCCCUGGGGUCGGGUCUGGACGGAGAGAUCCCCAACCUGCACCUGACGGAAAGAGACAUCUUCUCUGGCUCGUCGGCUGCGCCCGGCACUCCUGCGGCCAGCCAGCCGUCGCUGUCGGAGGUGAGCAUCCCCCCCUCCCUGGGGGUGUGUCCUCUGGGGCCCACACCUCUCUCCAAAGACCAGGUGUACCAGCAGGCCAUGCAGGAGUCAGCCUGGACACACAUGCCGCACCCCUCCGACUCUGAGAGGAUCAGACAAUACCUGAUGAGGAACCCUUGUCCCACACUGCCCUUCCACCAUCAGAUGCCCCCCCACCACUCUGACUCCAUAGAGUUCUACCAGAGACUGUCAACAGAAACUCUGUUCUUCAUCUUCUACUACCUGGAGGGCACCAAGGCUCAGUAUCUGUCUGCCAAGGCUUUGAAGAAGCAGUCGUGGAGAUUCCACACCAAGUACAUGAUGUGGUUUCAGAGACACGAGGAACCCAAGACCAUCACAGACGAGUUUGAGCAGGGCACUUACAUCUACUUUGACUAUGAGAAAUGGGGCCAGAGAAAGAAAGAGGGGUUUACCUUUGAGUACAGGUACCUGGAAGAUCGAGACCUGCAGUGACGGACGGACAGAGAGAGAGAAAGACGUGCUGCUGUUGACAUUCCGAGACUGAACUCCAAACUGUGGAUAGAGAUUGUGAUGUGUAGUAGAAUCCUUCUCCUGACGUGGAGACAGGAGUGUAUAGGCUGCAUCUGAAAGGAUACCACCUUCCCCCAUAUAGCACCCUACUUAUGACCACAACCAACAGGGGUCUAAUCACAAGUAGUCCACUACAUGGGGAAAUAGGGUGUCAUUCAAGAUAUGCGUUUGUGCCUGUCUGUGUGCGCACUCAGUAUAUGGCAUUAGGAAAAACCUACCCCAUGCAUGUUCCUCAUGUUAUGUUUCGUUUUAUUUUUCCGUUUCAACGAGAAUCUCCUGUACCACCUACCCAACUGGAAGUCAUUGACUAAAACACAAACAUUGGAUUCGGUUAAAGAAAUUGCCCAUCUUGGAUUUUACCUGUUAUUUGGGGUUUACAAUAGGGAAGUACAGUGGACAAUUAGACAUGGUGUGUAGGAGUGUCUUCUUAUAAGACACUAUGAUGCCUGUUGAACAUGGUCACUGUUAGACAUAGUGAUCGAUUAUCAAUAGUUUUAUUGAUAUUGUCUUGGUCGUUUAAACACUGAGAAUGACCAUAGGGCGUCUCCUUGUGACUGGGAAAGACGGUCCUUAUUGGACAUGGAUUAAAUUGCUAUGCAAUUGAA